UACCUGCACAGCCGCUCGGCUCCCUGGUUCGCUGGUUGCUUAUCUAGCUCUGGCCACUCGUAGCCAGUGGCAUUCCGGUCAAUAGGCGUCGAGGUCUCGCCGCCGGCGGCCUAGAGAGAGAAACAGAUCAAGAGAGAGGAUUCGGAUAUAUAAUAGAGAGAGAGAGAGUACAGGGGUUAAGAGAGAGGGUGAGGCCGGGGGGCAAGAUAGAGGGGAGCGUGCGCAGGAAGCUGAUGAGGCUCCUGUCGUUCGUGCCCUGUGGCUGCCGUGCUGGACCCAUCGACGACGCGCCGCCCGCCGACCACGCCGUAGACGCCGCCGCCGCCGCGAGGAGGAGGCGCCGGAGGAGGAGGAGGAUCGUCGCCGCCGGAUCCGUGGGUGGUGCAGCCGCCCAUCAGUGGCGCCCGUCGCUCGGGGACAUCUACGAGGAGUACAGCACCGACGCGGCCAAGGCCGCCGGCGGGCCGGCGAGGGCCAGGAAGGCGGCGUCCUGGGACGUCGCCAGGGUGCUGCCCCGCGCACACAGCGAUGAAUACCGGCACCUCGAGAGCGCGUCGUCCAUGCCGGCGUUCGCGCCGACGGCGUACCUGUUCUGAUGACGAUGAUCAUGGCGGCGUCGGCAUCGACCACGAAUCGAGGACGACGGCAACUACAAGUACCGGCCACCACAAGUAUUGUCUGAAGCAUGUAUACAGAUUAUUAUCCACGUAUUGCAGGACCAAGGAUCUAUACGCAUCCAUCAGGAAAUAAAGUUUGUCUCUUCUUCCUCAAGACAGAGUUAGAGAGAGAGAGCGGCGCGCGUGUGUCUAUAUAUAUGUGUGUGUGAUGGUUUGGAUGAGCUAGCUACUAGAGAUGAUGUGCACAUAUAUGUGGCAUGCAUCACCAUGCAUGACAUGCUAGAUUGUAAAUCUUCUCAUGGAGUAUUGUCAUGUACAUAAUUACUAUGUAAUAUAGAGAGUGGUGGUGAUCAUUAAGAGACUAUCAAAGUCUACAUCAUUAUAUUGAAGUUGAUUGGAACCCUUUGUUCA
Molecule: messenger RNA, 1028 nt
Organism: Panicum virgatum (switchgrass)
Lineage: Eukaryota; Viridiplantae; Streptophyta; Magnoliopsida; Poales; Poaceae
Exons: 2
Coding region: 234-596 (120 amino acids)
Source: RefSeq, a predicted model, not a curated record